Molecule: messenger RNA, 1134 nt
Organism: Pomacea canaliculata
Lineage: Eukaryota; Metazoa; Mollusca; Gastropoda; Architaenioglossa; Ampullariidae
Exons: 6
Coding region: 37-1134 (365 amino acids)
Molecular function (GO): carbohydrate binding
Source: RefSeq, a predicted model, not a curated record
CAAACUCAGCCUCGUUCAUCACAGAACAGCAUCCAGAUGAGCUUACUGAAAAUUUUACAAGCAGUCGAGCAGCAUCACCGUUUUGAAAUGAAGACCUUUCUGACAAUUUAUAUUGCGACUCUCGUUUGUCGUGUCGCUGAAAUGUCAUCGCUGCAUCCAAGUCAGAGAGAGGACGUGAUGGGGAAGUAUUCCUUCAUGAAUAGAUAUCAGUGUGAACGACUUUGUUGGUACCGGAAACUGUGUAAGACCUACACUUACAUCUACAACAGGACCCUGGCCACUGAUGGUAACUGUGUUCUACACGCUGACAACAUCGCUACAAACAAAACAAGCGGUGUUUCUACAGACUGGGUCGAAAGGGAAGCUUUCUGGGACGAAGCACUUCAAGACAACGGUUGUCGCAACCGCACAUGUAAUGAUACCCAGGUGUGUGUGCCCACCUUUGCGUCGCCCUUCUACGCGUGUCUGCCUCUUCCUGCAGAAUGCCAAGCGCCCCCUCGAGAUGACGGUGUCUACAGUGAUGUGACACUACUCCAGGGUCAAAGGACAAACUUCACGUGCAACUCGUCUCUGGUAUGGGCUCCACGUCACGCCGACAAGACGGUCACGUGUCAAGUCAACGGCAAGUACAGCGAGCUGAAGGGGACGUGUAAAAACGCCACCUACUACUCACCGAGCGUGCCAUUCAACAAGCCACUACCGGAUGUCGUCGCAAAAGAAUGGGAGGCCUGCUUCAAGGGUAACUUCACCGGACGUGAAAGAAUGACCUUCAACUUUCACGACAGCCAGGAUGGUUCGUGUGAUUCCAGUCCUGCUGGUCGUGGCAACAUUUACCUUUGUCUUGAUUUUCGUUACAACUUUCAUGCAACACAAAAAGUAUUAUACUUCCCCGCUCUGAAUGAGUGUUCCUGGCCCCCUCGUGAUGAAAUAGGAGAUCUUCCUCUACGCCCCAAUGACUACUUUGAAAUUACUCUGAGAAUCUUGUUCAACAACACAAUGCAGAUUAUCUACAACAAUCUCACAACCCAACAAGUCGACCUGGCGUCAAACAUCAACUUGACAAACGCCACGUACUUGGAGAUUCUGCGUGAUGUCAGUCUUUCCUACGUCAACCUCGGCAGAGGAUGUGACUAG